Molecule: messenger RNA, 1247 nt
Organism: Linum tenue
Lineage: Eukaryota; Viridiplantae; Streptophyta; Magnoliopsida; Malpighiales; Linaceae
Source: the annotation of a GenBank genome assembly
AGCCAGUGACCAUUUUCCCGAGUAUUGACCCAAACGCACAUGCUGGCUGACGGACCGCGUACCAAACGCGCCAUUACAGCUUAGCCAUCGCAAUCGCCACCGCCAAGAAUCCCGGCGGGCGUUCCUCGACUGACUUCCUCCUCCCCCACUACAAUCCAGCUCGGCUUCCUCCCGGCGGCCGCGAUGAGCAGAUUCACCAGGCGAGUCCAAAUCGACGACCCUAAGCACGACGACGACGACGAGAGGAAUGGCCAGAACGGAGGCGGCGAGGAGGAAGGAAGCGCGGCGAAGCUGAGAUCGACGAGCAGCAACGUGAGCGACGACCAGGAGCCGUUCAUGGGGGUCAAGGUUCGACGGAAAGCGUCGCUCCACAGGGAAGUUAAAGGAGAUUACAUCGACGUGCCCUCGCAUCCUCGCCUGAUGAAGAUCUUGCAGAAACAAGGAGAUAAGCACAUACUAUUUGCAGACAAAGUUUUGAAAUUCACUGCCUCAGGGAAGAUGAAGAGGCGGAUGCUGUUGGUAACGGAUUUCGCCAUUUACAUUCUCGAUCCGGAGAACGAUGCCCUGAAGAGGCGGAUUGCAUUGGCUGCAGUGGAGAAGCUGUGUUUGAGUGAGCUGAGUGAUAACUUCUUAGCGAUCAUUAUCCCAACGGAGUAUGAUCUACUAAUGGCCAGUACCAGGAAGACGGAAAUUGUUACUGUUUUAGUUGAACAUACCAAGAGCUCUUCAAACUAUGAGCUAGAUGUGGAGUUCUCCAAUAGCAUCGAGUAUCAGGCAGCUGCUGAUUUGACAAAGGAAGUUCAGUUUGAGGAAGUUGAGGGUGGUGUCAGAACAAGGAUCCUGAGGAAAUGAGAUUGCAAACAGUUCAUGGUCUCUCAACCCUUCAUAACUAUAGACCACCUCAGGGAAUCGCUCGGAUCAGAUCAAUGUAAAAGGCAAGAUUUUGUAAUUGUUCAGAAUGUCUAUGCCAACCAAGUGAGAAUAGUUUUACCGUUAUUGGUUGUUUUGCUGCAUAUAUAUACAUUAUACAUCUGAUUGUUUGUACUACUGUAACUAUGGGAAUUGGAUUGCAUUCCUUCUGUUUUUCCUAUUGAUUUUGCAUGUCCACGAGAACCAAGUGCCUGUAUAUCUUAGCGGCAUGUACUAUGUGAGAAGAGUGAUAAUAAUUUCCAGAAUUUGCCCUAGCUGGUAUCAACUCUUGAAAGGCUCAAGUCACUGAAACUGUCUGAUCUCCUCCAAGUGUUAUU